This is a messenger RNA of Asterias rubens (European starfish), 1793 nucleotides long. Its product is annotated as aminoacyl tRNA synthase complex-interacting multifunctional protein 1-like. Lineage: Eukaryota; Metazoa; Echinodermata; Asteroidea; Forcipulatida; Asteriidae. Bases 74 to 1036 code for a protein of 320 amino acids. The transcript has 7 exons. The record is from RefSeq and is a predicted model, not a curated record. Gene Ontology annotation, molecular function: tRNA binding.
GGAACACGAAAGUUGCCAACACACACAUGUCCCACUGCAGUUGUUGUAUGAUUUGAGCUGAACUUUGAGGCAUAUGUUUUUGGUUCGUGGCUUCCAGUGCACUCGUCUAACCAUGUCUGCAAAUUCAACCAUAGUCAAUCGCCUACAGCAGCGAGCUCAACAAGCCGAUGACAUCAUCGCUAGAUUGAAACUUCAACUUGCAGACCUGAAGAAAACAGCUGCUGGUGGUGGAAAUGACGCUACCGUCCUGCAAGCUGAAAAUACCAAACUGCAGGCGGACAUUAAAAAUGCCCUGAACAAGCUGGUUGCACUGGAAAACAGUCAUGGAAUUCUUCAAAUUCCUUUGCCAAACGCAAGUCCCAGCCCGGCCACCAACGUGUCAUGCAACAACAUUCCAAAACAAGAGAUCGCAGCCAGUGUCAAAGGUCAGACGAUGGAUGAUGAUCAGUCUAAGCCGAAGCAGGCCAAAAAGAAACAGGCCAAAGCGGAGAAAAAAGAGAAGAAAGAGGGCGCUGGUCCCCCGGGUGCACCGGUAGCCGAGCCUGAUAUCACCGCGGUGGAUCUCCGGAUUGGUCGUAUACUGGAGGUGAAGAGACACCCCGAUGCGGACACGCUUUACAUCGAGCAGAUUGAACUGGGCGAGGGCUCUCCGAGGACCGUCGUCUCAGGAUUGGUUAAUCAUGUCAAGAUCGAAGAGAUGGAGAAUCGUAUGGUGAUCCUAUGCUGUAAUCUAAAACCAGCUAAGAUGAGGGGCGUUCUCAGCCAGGCAAUGGUCAUGUGUGCUGCCACGCCCGAUAAGGUGGAGCUAUUGAUACCUCCCAAGGGUGUGGAGCCGGGAGAUCGAGUCAGCUGCGAGGGAUAUGAACUGGGUGCCUUUCCGCCCCAGAUGAAUCCCAAGAAGAAGAUAUUUGAGCAGAUUAAGCCACAUCUACGGACCAACGCCAGCAAGGUGGCAUGCUAUAAGGGAGGACCCUUCAAGGUAGAAGGCAAGGGUGUUUGCGUCGCCCCAAGCCUUAUUGAUGCAGAGGUGCGCUGAGGAGCGACAAAGUUCUUUCUUGUCAAAGUCUUCUCCAGAGAAAUCUUUAAAAGAAAAAAGUAAGACCUUCCAAAUAGACCUGGGCGACUAGUGAAAUUUACUACUCGACUAAUUUCUUAUUUCCAAGAUGCAGUGCAGUUUAAUGUUUGCCACGGGCGCAAUAGUAAAAUUCAUGCUGAAAGGAUUGUGUCACUGAUGUAUGAUUGUGUUUCGUAAGUGAAUUAUUUUGACGUGAAUAGUCAUGAGCGACACAUUUGAAUCUCAAACAGGUAGUCGCAACUAUUUUUGUAGUAGUCAUGGUGGCAUGAUUAAUCGAGUAAUUGAAUAACAAAAUCCUGAAUAGUCUAGUAACAAUAAUGAAAGCAUUUAUACAGUGCUCUUACUUUACACAAAGGUAUCGGGAGCUUUACACAAACCUGAAGCAGAAAAACAUUGCAGAACUCAAAACAUUCCGACUCAUUCUUUCAGAGAGUACCCCGGGGAGAAAGGAAAAGAAAACAGAAAUAACUGUAUAUAACUGUAUUGACCCAAUUCACCUGACGUGAUCAUCAGAAUAAUCUUGCAUGCACCUUAUUGGUGGGCAAUGUCACUGUCCAUUGACAUUUUCCAAUAGUUUUUAAAGUCUGCCAUCUUGAAACCAAGCCUAACCGAGCCAACAAGUCGGUUAAUGUUUUAGUCAGAACAGCCCAUAGAGUUAUAUAUAAGAACUAGAGGCUGCACUGGCCUAUAUACGCGACCCGGCAUGCGCGCAGGCGGC